This is a messenger RNA of Prorocentrum cordatum, 1841 nucleotides long. The record is from the annotation of a GenBank genome assembly. NCBI's taxonomy places the organism in Eukaryota, Dinophyceae, Prorocentrales, Prorocentraceae.
GUCCUUGCGUCCUUGCCGCGCGUCCUCAUUAGGGUCUUUGACUGUACAGCCGGGCGGUUGUUCCCGGACUUUGGCCUCCAGGGGCCCGUCGUCGGGCCCAGGGGCCCUCGAGCGUGGAUAUCCGGGACGGAAGAUCCCUCCCUGGGGACGGGGUCGGGAUCGGGACGCCUGGGGCCGUGGAUGGACAAAGAUCACGUCGGCGGAUGUCUGGGUUCGCGCAAGUGGCCGCUGGACGCGACCACACCGUCCUGCUCCGGAGCGAUGGCACCGCGGUGGCGUGUGGCGGGAACAGUUGUGGCCAGUGCGACCUUCCAGCGCCGGCCGCAGGCCUGGCCUUUACGCACGUGGCCGCUGGAGGCAACCACACAGUUCUGCUCCGGAGCGAUGGCACCGCGGUGGCGUGUGGCUGGAAUGCCGACGGCCAGUGCGACCUGCCAGCGCUGGUGGAGGGCCUGGUCUUCACGCAAGUGGCUGCUGGACGCGAACACACCGUUCUGCUCCAGAGCGAUGGCACCGCUGUGGCGUGUGGCUGUAAUGACGAUGGCCAGUGCGACCUUCCAGCGCCAGCAGGAGGCUUGACCUUCACGCAAGUGGCCGCUGGACACGACCACACCGUCCUUCUCCAGAGCGAUGGUGCUGCCUUGGCGUGUGGCUGGAGUGCCGACGGCCAGUGCGAAGUUCCUGCGACGGCGGGACGGCUGACCUUUACAGAGGUGGCAGCUGGAGGCAACCACACCGUUCUGCUCCAGAGCGAUGGGACCGCCGUGGCGCGUGGCUGUAAUGACGACGGCCAGUGCGACCUUCCAGCGCUGGCGGAAGGUCUGACCUUCACGCAAGUGGCCGCUGGAUUGGACCACACCGUCCUGCUCCAGAGCGAUGGCACUGCUGUGGCGUGUGGCGAGAAUAGUCGCGGCCAGUGCGACCUUCCAGCACCGGCAGAGGACCUCACCUACCUACGUAGCCCAUCUUCUGCUCACGUUGCUGCUGCAAGCAUUUCUCGACGGUGACUCCAUGCGUUUCGCGACAAUCCGCGGGGCCGAGUGUUACCAGGUUGGGGCGGCACCUGACUCUCGCCUAACCAGUAUUCAGAGCAGUUUGUUGUCAAUCACCGGAUGGGCAGACCUGGAUUCGGACACGCUCGAGUCGUCGCCGUCUUGCCUGGUGGUCGACUGCUGAGCGACGUGUCGGCUGAGGAGACGGUGGCGAGCGUUUUCGAGCUCGGUCCAUCCUGAGGUGCUGCGCAGUUGGCAUGCAUGCCGAGGCUUGGCCGAGCCCCGUGCAGAUAGAAACCGAGGUUAAGACGCGGAUACCGUAACGCCAACACUUUGUACUCAAGGACUCGUGGGUAUGUCACAGGCAUCAUCUUCGAGCUACGCAUUCGCGCCUCUAGGAUCUAUUCAGCCCGCCUGUGCCGUGGCACCGGCAGGCACCCGCUGAGGACAUCGUCGUUUGCAAAAGUACCGCCUCCGCAGUUCAAGGUCGUAAAAUUAUUAAGGAAACCAUCACGUCCCUAAUAUAUCAACACAGGUAAAGCGACAGUCCCCCUUUCGAUUCAUUGCGAGCUUGCUCGAAUUCAACCGAGGCCGAUACACUUGGGCAAGCAACACGCUCCCAUUAUCACAAGGUGUGCUCGGCUUUCCUGCAUGCCUUGAUGAACUCCUGCAUCCUCUUCAGAGCCCCCGUGGGCUUUUUUGCGCAGCCGUGGUUGCGUUCUAGCACUUCCAAGUUCUCGGAUGCCCAGCAUAGUAGAAUACGCAGUUGCGCACCCAUCUGAGCAUUCGUGAAAGCAUGUUGAAGCCUCGUGCAGGGCCACUGGAGUGUGGGCUGACGACUCGAGGAGA